AUGGCGCCCGGCGGGGCCCGGGCCGCCACCCGUUGCCUGCUGGCCGCGAUCGCGCUGCUGGCGCUGGCGGCACCGGCCACCCGCGCCGACGGAGGGAGGCAUCUGCUGCAACAGAACGCCAGCACCAUAGUGCUGACGGCAGAGAACGUGACCCAAAUUGCAGACGAGAUCGCCGGCCUCGGCGACGGCUCCGUGGUGGUCCUCGACCUGGAGAACGCCACCCUUGAGGGGCCCCUGCAAAUUGGCGCGGCGCUGACCAUCAGGGGCGCGUCGGCGGGCUCGGCGCCGGUGAUAAACUGCGCGCCGAGGGGCAGGAGGGGCCGCUUCGAAACAGCCCUCGAAGUGUCGGCUAACAUCACUCUGGAGGACCUUGUGAUAAGGCAGUGCGGCAAUCCUGCAGUGUCGCUGACACCGGAUGUGGGGGCUGUCCUGUCAGCAACAUUUAGAAGGGUGUUGUUUGAGGACACUGUUUACUUCGGCAGGAGCGCUCGCAUCGGAAGUGAUAUCCUGUCAGGGGGUGCUAUAGGAGCUGUGAGCGGUUUUGACAUCCUGGUGGAAGAGUGCAUUUUCAGGAACAACACCGGGUCAAGUGGUGGAGCAAUCGCAGCUUUUGGAUCGAAUGUGACAAUAAUCAAUUCGUCUUUUGUGGGAAACAAGCUGGACAACAGCCAGGAAGUGGGGUUUGGUGGUGCAGUGAGCAUUAGAAGCUCGUCGACAUUUCCUGGAGGGUUCUUGACUGUGGAGGGUUGCAAUUUCACGGAAAACAUUGAUCCGGUCGGUGGUAGCCAGGAUGAACUGCAAGCCACUAGCGGGGGUUUCCCUCUUGAGGGCACGCAGUUUGUGAACUUUGUUCGGCCCCGGUUCGCAGGAGGUGCACUGAUUGUCGAGAGACUAACUGAUGUUAGAGUCAGUGGUUCUAAUUUUGAGAGGAACAUUGCCAACCAUGCUGGAGGUGCCAUAUACGUUUCAGACGUUGAGACCACUGAGGUUAGUGACUGCAGCUUCACUGACAACGAGGCUCGCACUGAAGAUGGGUUGCAGACUAGAGAAGCGCAAGGUGGCGCCCUAUACAUUGAGCUGACACCGCAAGGCUUCAAGUUUAACAUCAAAGACUGUAACUUCACAAACAACUCUGCUGGUUACGGUGGUGCUAUCCACUACGUCGGGCAGACAGCUGCAGUGUUGGAUGUCAUGGAUGUGAUCUUUGAAGGGAACCGUGCAACAAUUGGGGGCGGUGCGAUGCUGUUGCGCAAUUCCCAAGACACAAAAUUUUUGAGGACCCAGUUCCGAAACAAUGUGGGUGCCACUGGGGGUGCUAUGAUGCUGGCAAAUGCAGCUGGGAUGACUUUGACAGGUUCCUGUGGACGCUCUGACUCGGAGUUCACAGGAAACGUGGCUGUCACAGGUGGUGGCGUCGCUGCUCGUGGAGGAGGUGUGAUGAUGAUUGAUGACAACGUUCUCUUUGAAAAUAAUCAUGCCCUUGAGUCUGGUGGCGCCAUUGCAGUCAUUGACGGAACCAUCACCACCGGAAUGGACUAUCGAAAUCCGAUUGUGGUGAACAACAGUGCCACCAGAGGAGGCGGCAUUUUUGUGGAUAGCAUCGGCAGUAUCAGUGUCAGGCCAGGUGGAGAGUGCGACCGGAGUGAGCUGUCUUCAAAUGUGGCUACCUAUGGUGCUGGCAUGCUUGUCCGUGCCGAGAGCCGAAUACCAAUUGAAAUUCUGGUCUUGGGCACCAGUUUUGUGGGCAAUGCAGCAUUGCAGAAGCUCACAAGUGCAUGGCUCGUGGAAGACAGCCGGGGAGACUUCUUCCGAGGAGUGACUGGUGCAGAGAAUUUCGAGAAUUUGCAGAGGGUCAUCUCAACCAGGAUGACCAAGCUUGAGCUACUUGAUGGGGUGUCGAUGGAGGGAGUGGCUCGAAACGAUGCAGCUGAUGUUGAUGCUCUCACCUUGGGAGGUGGUGCAGGCAUGCUGCUGGAGCUGGACCAGGGCACAGGGCAGAGUGGUGUGAGUGCAAGAGUGGAGAAUGGCAAAUUUGAGAGGAACUUUGGGACCUUGGGAGGUGGCUUGAUGGCCAUUGUCAAUGGCACCGAUUGGAAGCCCAGUUGCCAACCUGAAGAAACAAGCUGUCGUAGCUUGAGGGUCACAAACGUGAACUUCACCCAGAAUGGUGCUCUCUCGACUGCCGGUGGCCUGUUCGCCUCUGACCCUCGGAAUGUAUUUGUCGACGAUGCCAAUCAGACCCUGGUGGACUUUCUUGGACCCUUAGAGCAAGAGUUUCCUAUUGAUGAACCAAUAACCUUUGUGGAUAACUCUGUGGGUGAAGGGGGUUUUGGUCAGGAUUCGGCCUCUUUCGCCAGUCGUCUUGUACUGAGCAAUCGUACGAUGCAAAGGGCUGUCGAGACAGAGAAUGGCAUUGUGACAUUUAUCAACACUGGCAGGCUCGACCACAACAGCUCUGACCCCUUGCCGGAUCUUGUUAUUGAGGUCCAGGACUCUUUCAACCAAACUAUCACUUCUGGAACACCAGAUGCACGCCUUUCUGUGGAAGUCACUGCAACAAAUGCGACUCCAGGAGGAACUGUGGGUGACGUUCUCUCUGGAGCGCGCAUUGCUGAAGCUGUCAAUGGGGUUGCAACAUUCAAGGACACCUUUGCAAGAGCCCUAAACGGAACUUAUACUAUGAAGUUCUUUGCACAGCAGCCACGGAGUUUGAGCACUCUUGAAUCUCAGGAGUUCCAAUUCAUCGUCAGGGACUGCUUGAUAGGAGAGACCCGCCUGGGUGUGGUCUGCACCCAGUGCCGCGGUGGCUUUUUCAGCCUGGACCCCAAAAAUGAUGUAACCUGCCAUCCCUGUCCCUCCAAUGCCGUUUGCAAUGGAGGUGCCGCUGUAGUACCCAACAAAGGUUUCUGGCACUCCACACCAUUCUCGUCACAGAUCCACGAGUGCCUGUUGGUGGAUGCGUGCCGGUUUGAUGACAGGCAGAAGGAUCUGCAGGAGUUCUUUAAUGAAUUUGCCAACUCAGGAAACUCAACAUUGAGGACAAACGUGACUGAAGAAGAGUAUGAUCAGUGUGCAGAGGGCUAUGAGAAUGUCUUGUGCGGAGCCUGCAGCGAAGGUUUUGGGCAUGUGGAGUCAGAAUGUCGCAUGUGCGAGAAGAAGUCAAGACAGAGGUUUCUCUUCUUGCUGAUCGUGAUUUGGCAGCUUAUAGUGCUGAUGGUCACCAUCAAGGGUGCCCUGUCUGCGGGAGCUGACAUGGGAGACCUCAGGGCUUUCCUGCAGCAGUCGGGCAUGGUCGCUGGUGACCCUGGCCAGAUCGAAGGACGUAUACAUGAUGCCGCUUUCCCGGACGAUGGCAAGAACAGAAACAUCCUCGAUGGGGCGCGCACGACAUCACUUCCAACUAGCACAAUAUAUUCUCAGCAAAGCAAUGCCAGCUAUGCAAGUGAUGGAGAUCUGGGAAGUGCCCGGAGCCAGCACUCUCCAGGGUCUGCGCAAUCCCGCAGCAUGGCAUCCAGGCCUAUUGCUCGGAAAUUGGAGCAGCAUAUGGGACAGCCUGAUCUGAGAGCCUACAGCGUUGGGACGAUUCAGAUUGGACUAAAACGGAUAGGCACCUUGAGUGGUGGCAAGAGCCAACAAGUGCAGAAUUCGGGCAUCAAUUUCAGCAAUGCUGAGCAGCCACAACCUGCAAUGCCAGAAUCGUUCAAAACCAUCAGGCAUAUCAUCGCUGCAGAGUUCCUGUCAGAGACCUUUAAGAUUGCAACCAACUUCCUGCAAGUGACGAGCUUUGCUCUUGCCAUCAAUUCCAACUGGACGAAAAUAGUGAGGAAGCUGCUUGGUGUACAAGAUGUGCUUGCUGGGUUCUCAGGAGGGUCGUCUCUGCUGUCCAUUGAGUGCGCGAUGCCCUCGGAUCCCCUUCCACCUACGAUCAGUUCUGCCCUCGUCAUCAUAUCAACCCCAUUCGCCCUCAUGGUUUUUGUGCAGCUGCUGUUCCUUUGUUUGUGGCUCUUCCUCCGGAGGAAAGGCAAAAAGGGCAAAAAUCAACACACGCAGGAAUUUUCAGUCUUCAGGAGCCAUGCAAUCCUGACAGCCAUCACUGCCAUUUUUUUCGCAUACGGCAACGUGACUGAGGAGCUGAUGAAGAUGGUGAACUGUGUGAAGUUGGAUGAGGAGACAGUCGACGACCUCGGGUUGCCUGAAUCGUACAGCAACUACUCCACUGCCAAGGAUAGCUUUUGGGUGGAGGAUACAAGCCAGAAGUGCUUCGAGGGAGAUCACAGGUACUUGGCCUAUAUCAUUGGCGUGCCAGGAAUCGUGCUGUUCACUCUGGGUGUGCCCAUCCUUCUCUUUGUCUUCCUCAUGGCGAAGAAGGACAAACUGUAUGAUCCUGACUACCUCAAGACCUACGGUUUCGUCUACGAGGUGUAUGCAGAGGACCAUGUGUAUUGGGAGGUGAUCACACUGGCAAGGAAGGGCCUCGUGGCAGCCAUCGUCGUCUUUGGCUACACGUUGGGGCCCAACCUGCAGGCAGUGCUCUCAUUGGGGGUGCUUAUUUUUGCACUGAUCCUGCAGGUUGUCGCGAAUCCCUACAAAUACGACCGCCUGAAUGAGUUGGAAGGGGCGUCGCUUGUGGUGACGAUGGUCACUCUGUAUUCCAGCCUUGUGUUCCAGGAUGACAACACCAGCAAUGCAGGAAGGGUCGCCAUGAGCGUGGUUGUCACGAUCUUCAACGUGGCUUUCGUGCUGAUACUGUGCUUGGAGAUAUACAUGAACACAGACCGCUAUGCAGACGCCAAGAUCACCCAUUACGGAGGGAGUGAGGCGCAGGGGAAGCUGCUACCCAUCAAACUCAUGCUGGUGGCAUGGCACUUUGUCAAGCAGAAGGUUACUGCACCUGUAGACCCAUCGGACGAGGGCUUUGUCCUUUCCAUCAGGAAGAGGAUUGCCAAAGUCAUGAAGUGGAAAAUGCAGUCGAGUGACCCGCUUCGUCCAAACCUCCCAGCAGAGCAUGUGGAUGGCGUCCUUGUUGGCCACCCUGAGACGAUCGAAGAGCACAGAUCGCAGGAGAUGGAGGUGGCUGCGUCACUGGGAUUGGGGAUGGGCGCCUCGAAAGAGGGCCUUGACUACAAGGAGAGAGAAAGGGGGCUGGGAGACGAUGAAGCACCUCUGGAGAGUGUGGACGUCGUAGACCUGUCCCCAGUUAAGAGCUCAAGCGACAGGAGUCUGCCAUCCACAAACGGAGGGGGGGGAGAGCUGAAGCUUGUCAGGAAACCCACCUUCCAGGGGUGA
Ostreobium quekettii is the source of this 5286-nucleotide messenger RNA. The record is from the annotation of a GenBank genome assembly. Lineage: Eukaryota; Viridiplantae; Chlorophyta; Ulvophyceae; Bryopsidales; Ostreobiaceae.